This is a messenger RNA of Hevea brasiliensis (rubber tree), 1062 nucleotides long. RefSeq names its product FCS-Like Zinc finger 6. The coding region runs from base 213 to 782 and encodes 189 amino acids. Lineage: Eukaryota; Viridiplantae; Streptophyta; Magnoliopsida; Malpighiales; Euphorbiaceae. The transcript has 2 exons. The record is from RefSeq and is a predicted model, not a curated record.
AGGACAAGGUAGAAGAGGGAGGGCAUUAAAGCAAAGGAGAGGGAAUUACGUGUACUUGUUAGGAAUUAGGACCCGGCGCCCGCAAGUAACGGCCAAGAUUCGCUUUCGCUCUUCUCCGUUUUAUCUUCUCUACUUUCCAUUUUCAAUUGCUACCUCCUCCCUCUCUCUCUCUCUCUCUCCCCCUCACACACACACACACACACACACAGAAGAUGUUGCUAGGGAAGCGUCCACGCCCACCCAUCAGAAGAACCACAAGUAUGACCGGCAUCACCGUUGAUCUUGCCAACGUAGAUGCCCCGGAGACGCCGUCGUCUGAUGAUAUUACCCACAACCACCAGAUGAUCGGAGAUCCUCAUCAUGCACUGGUGGGACCUGAAGAAGCGUGUCUAAAUUAUUAUAACAACUAUUACGACAUAAGUGGCUUUGAUGGUAAUAUUAAUGGCUUAUAUGAUCAGCGUCUCUUGGCCGCCAUGGUGUCACCCAGGAAUAACCAAAGGACAAGCUCCGGUAGCAAUUUCUUGGAGACUGCUCAUUUCUUGAGGACUUGUGGCCUUUGUAAACGCCGCUUGGCUCCUGGGAAAGAUAUUUACAUGUACAGGGGGGAUACAGCUUUUUGUAGUCUAGAGUGCAGAGAACAACAGAUGAAGAAUGAUGAAAGAAAAGAAAAGAGUUUAGUGAUGGCAUCAAAGAAAGAAGAUCGCCAUGCAUCACCAUCCACAGCUACAUCAAGCUCCAAGGCUGCUGCUUCCAGGAAAAGUGUGACUCUGGCUGUUGCUUGACAUCGAGACUCUAGUAUAUUUUGGAGAGAGAGAGAGAGAGAGAGAGACACUAUUAAUGGCUACAGAGAGAGAAAUAUAGAGUGCCAUAAUUAGUCCAUCACCAACUCCAUUGAUGCCCCCACUAAUAUUUUACAUAAUGAGCUUUGAGGAAGACAACAUAUUAAUUAAUAUAAUUAUUGUGUAAAAUUAUGUAGAAAUUAAAAAAAAUUAAUAAUCGAUAAUAGUGGGUGCAAUUAUGUAUAUGGAUUCUAAUUAAUGGAAAUGGCCUUUUCUUUCUCAA